CUGGUGCUUCUCCGUUUUCUAGCUCGUUCUUUCGUUUUGUGAUAGAAAGAGUUCUAUUUUCCGCGCGAUCGCGAUUCAUAAUAAUCUAGUCGAUCAAGAACGAGACGUGAUUCACGAUAAUUCCAUCGCGAUAACGCGAAACAACGAAUUAAAAUACAUCUGCGUUUCGCACGAGACACGUCUACAGAUGAAAACGCACGAGAUGCCCCCCAGACCAGUGGACUCGCUCGAUUCGCACUCUAUCGACGCGAUUCAACGUGAUAACUUAUGCAGAUUAUUACCGACGAUCUCGUAAUCGAGGCAACCACGCGACUACAAACGACAUUAUCGUCGCGUGCCCACAAUAUUUUUUCGAAAAAUCGGUCGAUCGGUUUUGUUCAAUGUCAGUAAAUCAAUUUAAUGAAAAUCACAGUGUAUAAGCAGUGGAAGAAUUUCUUAAUCGAUUACGGAAAAAAUUACGGUGCGUGUUCAAGUGAUCGUGCAAGUCAUUGCAAGAAAUAGGUUAAUAGUGUGCCGCGCGAGCGAACGCGCAUUUGAAGAUUGAACAAAACAGGUGGAUCGUUUCAUCGAAUGAAAAAUGAUCAUUUGAAUAGAGAAAGAUCGAUAAAAGAUAAUUUGGCAAUGAUGAUGGAUAAGACUCAUCAAAAAUUUCGUGCCGCGUAUUAUCGUGAGGCAUUACAUAACCGCUACACAACGAUGAAAAAUUAUUUCGGGCAGUAUAUCGGCAAAGGGUCGAUAAAAAUGAGAGCCACGAAUGCGGUUUCUUAAAUAGCGCAAUAGUUGAAUCUCUCUGUGCCUGACAAUAAAUCAAUGGUUUGCUGGGUAUGCAAUUAGAUUAAUUAAAUUGUGGAUAUAUAUAUAGUAUUUUCAAUUUGUUUCGUAGCUGAAAUAAAUAAAUGAAUAUAUAUGCUACUAACACGAUAAAAGUAACUAGGUGAAAUAUAGUAUAAAAUUUAAAUUACGUUACGAUUAAUACGAAGUUAAAUAACGAAGUUAAUUGAGAUCGAUGUAAAACGAUACAUUGUUUUGUUAAAUAAGUGAGAUCGAAGUAGUAGAAUAUAUUUUCUAUCAGUGACAGUAUUCAUUUUAAAGUGAUAUAUCGUGAAACAUUGAUUUGCUCAACUACUUUUACACGAGGCAAUUAGUAAGAAGUUUCUUGUGGAACACCGAUAAUCAUAGGGACAAAAACUGCGAGCGGCAGGAGGAGGCGAAGCCUCCCGCCGCAAAAACAAUGUCAUUUCGAAGAUACAUAUUGUACAAAUGGUUCAUAGAACUCGAUCUGGAUUACUUGGAAAGGAGAGGAGGCGAGACAAUAACUUGUGAAAACGCCGAAAGCGGAUCGAAAGAGGAGGAAAGCCCCGCAGACACUCUGGAUCGUGUCAAAGUUGUGUUUCUCGGUGCACCCAGGGUGGGAAAGUCCAGCAUAAUUAGGCAAUUCGUGUGGAGCGAAUUCAGCGAGGAAUACAAGCCAACCGAACGUAGAGAGACUUUCUAUCCGAGCGUGGUACUUGCCGAUCGAUUGUAUGAACUAAAAAUCACGGAUCUACCAAUGAUCCCGUAUUUUCCGGUCAGCUCGCACCUCGAAUGGACGGACUUUCGUUAUUACGGAUUACGAAGUGCGAACGCUUACGUUCUCGUAUUCGAUCUGAGCAAUCAGGACACGUUUCAGCACAUUAGAAUGUUACGAGAUCAAAUCUACGAAGCACGAGACAUGAGGGGCGUACCGUUAUUGGUAGUUGGGAACAAACAAGACGAAUUGUCGCCUGCGGCUGCUUCCGGAACUCGCUACAGGGACAUCGUUAAUCUCGUUCGAAAGCACUGGCGAUGUGGCUACGUGGAAUGUAGCGCCAGAUUUAACUGCCGUGUUGUGCAAGUAUUUCGUGAAUUAAUGAAGAGUAUUCAAGCUGUGGAAGGACGACCACCUUCCCCCACGCCUGCACCUUCGCAACCCCUACGAUCUCACUCGCAUGACACCAGCGAAAAAUGUAUUCUUCUCUGACAUUGAAGCCAGAAAAUCAACGUGCUCGACUUUUGCGACCACAUUAUCAAAAGAAGUUGCUUCUAUCCAUACCAUGAUACAGGGUCGUAGAUUUUUUGAGCCAGAAAUGGAAAAUGCGAAAGAUCAACUUCAUUGUGAACAAUUAUUUCCGAUGUCAUCUAACGGAAUUGUAAUAUGAAAUAAGAAUAUAUGAAUUUCUUCGGUUCAUUAAUCGAUAAUGCAGUAACUGAUAAUGAAUGCAGUAUUGUAAUUAGUCAAAACAUUGAAAUUUUUCAACGAAAACAUGAACAGUUUUUUAUGAAAAAAUUCUAAACGUUUUUAUCAUUUUUAUAAAUUUAAUAACUAUAUAAUAAGUACAAAUUGAAACAAGCAAUCAAAAGUUAUUUUAGUAAGAUGAUUUUAUUAUUUUUCAAUUAAUUUUAACUUUAUAUUCUUCGUUAUAAUUAAUUGAUUAUAUUUUGCAAAAGAUCUCUCAAAAUUCAUGAAUCAGUAUUAUGAAAAUAAGAACCUUUAUCAGUAUUAUGAAAAUAAGAAUCUAGUUAUGGAAAAAAUAUUGAAUAUACAUAUUUCGCAAAUCGAAGAAGCUUCAGAUCUUGUCUGUGAAUAUUAUCACAAAACUGCUCAUUGUGUAAUUUUAACACUGAAAAAUAAUGCAAUCAUGUUAUACAACUGCUCUUUUGAGAAUGAUGAAAAUAUUGCAAAUACGUAUGUAUAUACGUAAUCGACUGCCGAAUCUCUCUAUGUGUAAUUUAAUUUCGACAAUUUAUUUUAUAAUUCACUUUGUAAAUAUAUCGUGCAAUU
Apis laboriosa (Himalayan honeybee) is the source of this 2800-nucleotide messenger RNA. Its product is annotated as ras-like protein family member 10B. The transcript is spliced from 5 exons. The record is from RefSeq and is a predicted model, not a curated record. Lineage: Eukaryota; Metazoa; Arthropoda; Insecta; Hymenoptera; Apidae. Gene Ontology annotation, molecular function: GTPase activity; GTP binding. The coding region runs from base 1232 to 1999 and encodes 255 amino acids.